Zophobas morio is the source of this 2103-nucleotide messenger RNA. RefSeq lists its product as uncharacterized. Bases 235 to 2082 code for a protein of 615 amino acids. The record is from RefSeq and is a predicted model, not a curated record. Lineage: Eukaryota; Metazoa; Arthropoda; Insecta; Coleoptera; Tenebrionidae. The transcript is spliced from 7 exons.
CCGUCACGUGAUUUUGACAUUUCGGCCAGUCUGCCAAAACCCGCAUUUGACAUUUCGCCUAGUGCCCUCAACCCCCGAAAAAACGAAGAAAUCGGGUGUAAAAAAGGCACUCGACGAUGAAGAAGGUGUAAUUUAGGGAAAGCAUCCCAUUCUGCAUACUUGUUCAAGCGCGAGGUCCAUAAGGCGCAUCCCGGUCUCAUUUCACGUGCUAGAACCGACUUGACGAGCAGGACAAUGGCACAGGCUAUCAAGGGGGCGAUCACCGCGCGGCUGCGAAGUCUAUGCGGGGCGCGAUUGCUGGGGAGCUUCGCCCGGAAUCAACAAAAUCAAGACUUGAUGAAGUUCGCCUCGACCACGGAUUUCUUAUUGGGGAAUCUCAAGAGCGCGCCGAACACGAGGACCGUGCUGGAGAUGGUGGCGCAGCACAACAACAUCAUGAACAACAAGCACAUCAUGCAGGCGCUGCGGACGUUGUUUACGUUACAGAAGAACGGAAACUCGGAGCUAUCAACGAACGAAAUUCUAGCUCACAAAGACUUUAAGAAACUGUGUCGGAAGCUGCGGACUCAAGCGCCGGGGAUCGAGCUCGGGGACACCAUAGAAGCGUUGAAAGUAGUGUCUUACGUAGGGGUUUCAGCUGAAAGCACAAUUUUUCAAGUGUUGCUUCAGUUAAUCAGACACAACGUGAACCAGCUCAAUUUGCAACAAAUCAUUUUUCUUGAGUUUUUGUUGUCUCAAGCGGGUGCGUCGCCUCUGGUCGAAGCGUUAAAAAUCGCGCUUCCAAUGGUUUUUGAGAUUCAUCUACCCGUCAAGAUGGAUUAUCCUAAUCCGGCUCAUUUAGCCGAAUAUUUGUAUUUCGCGUCGCGAAAUAACCUGAGUGAAGACUCGGUUGAAAGAAUUGUUAGCGCGUUGUUGGAGCAUCCGGAGUUUGAUGUUAAAACGGCCAGGAGUAUCGUGUGGUCGGUUUGCGAAAUGCAAGGUCACGAGAUGUUUAGACCAUUAAUGAAAAAAGCAAUCGAUUCGUUAGUUGUGCAUUUAGACGACUUAAGUUUCAACGAUAUGGAGACGACCCUGACGAAACUCAUCUCGCGCUUUACCAGAAAACACAGCUACUUUUACAACCAAACGUUCUACGAAUCGUGCGCCAACCACGUCAUAGAUAAAGAUCUGGGUUUCAAGCAGUCAAUCUAUAUCUUACGAAAGUUCGGACGUUUGAAUUUCUUCCACCAAUAUCUCCUCGACUACAUGUGCAAGAAAGUCCACGAAAACCCCGACGUUCUAGCCAAAGCAGACCCCGUAGACGUUUAUAGCAUUGCAGUGGCGACAUCUAUGACCGACUACAAACCACCGCAUUGGGACACCGUUAAAAAUAUCAUCGCCAGAUCGGAAAAUGUGGCUAACUCGGACCGAAAAGAGAUAAUCUGGAUUAAAUUCGCCGCUUCGCUUUGCCUCCUAGACAUAUUUAAGCUCGACGUUUUAAACAAAUGUUUGAACGCGAGUUUUUUGCAGCAGUUAUUUAGCAAACGAAAAUUUAUGUCUGACUUUGAGAAUUACGUCACCGUUUGGCAGUCUAUCAAGUUAUUUAGGCCCGAGUUCAACUGUUUGUUAACACCAGCGUAUGACCCAGAGGCCUUGGUGAAGAAUUUUAGGCAGUCGUUGGAGUUUCCGUUGGAGGCGGCGUUGCAUAAGGCUUUGGGGGGCGAGGGGUACGUCAAAACGGAUCUCCACUCGAAAUCGGGGGUCCAAAUAGAUCACGCUGUAGUCUUUAGGAAGGGUGGAUAUCCUGUGGCUAUGAAUUUUCCAGAAGAUGUUGAGUUCAUUGAGGAGAUUGAAGUGCCACCAGACAACCAGCUAGUUGCCAUUCUAGGACUGCGACACUUCAGUUAUACUUUAAAUAAUAGGAUAGCGAGGAGUUCGACGAACCUAAAUGUCAAAGUUUUAGAGUCACAGGGGUAUCAGGUGGUCCCCGUAAACUUAGAAGUUUGGGAAGGUUUACCAGACUUUGAGAGAAUUCCCUACAUAAUGCGUGCUAUUAAAGAGCGGACUGUUGGUGAUUUGAAUGUGUCAGAGAGCGUAAUUUAAUAGAAAAAUUUCUCUAGUUAA